AUGGAGAAUAGCACAAAGGUGACUGAAUUCAUUUUUGUGGGGAUAUCUGAUGACCCAGACCUGCAGAUCCCCCUCUUCUUCAUAUUCACGCUCAUCUAUCUCAUCACGCUGAUUGGGAAUGUGGGGAUGAUGGUGUUGAUCCUCGUGGAUUCUCAUCUCCACACACCCAUGUACUUAUUCCUCAGUAAUCUGUCCCUGGCAGACUUAGGUUACUCCACAGCUAUCACUCCCAAGGUGAUGGCCCAGCUCCUUAUAGGAAGCAACGUCAUUUCCUACAAUGCAUGUGCUGCUCAGCUGUUCUUUUUCGUCGUCUUUAUCACAGUAGAGAAUUUCCUCUUGGCUGUGAUGGCCUUUGACCGCUAUGCAGCCGUGUGCAAACCCCUGCAUUACACCACCAUCAUGACCACAGGUGUAUGUGAGUAUAUGAUAAUAGGCUGCUAUGUCCUUGCUUUCCUGACGGCCUCCAUCCACACUGGGAACAUAUUCAGCCUGUCUUAUUGUAGAGCCAAUGUGAUUAAUCACUUUUUCUGUGACGGUCCUCCUGUCAUGAUUCUCUCCUGCUCAAACAAAAUCAGAAACGAAUUGCUCUUAUUUACUUUUGUGUGCAUCAAUGUUAUAUUUUCUACUGGGAUCAUCUUGAUCUCCUACCUGUUCAUAUUUGUCACCGUUCUGAGGAUGCACUCCUCAGAAGGUCAUAGGAAGGCCUUCUCCACCUGUGCCUCCCACCUCACCGCCAUCUCCAUCUUCUAUGGGACAGCCGUGUUCAUGUAUCUACAGUCAAACUCCAACCGCUCCCUGGGUACUGACAAACUGGCCUCUGUGUUCUAUGCCAUAGUCAUCCCCAUGCUGAACCCACUGGUCUAC
Condylura cristata (star-nosed mole) is the source of this 864-nucleotide messenger RNA. Its product is annotated as olfactory receptor 5B12-like. Gene Ontology annotation, biological process: G protein-coupled receptor signaling pathway; sensory perception of smell. The transcript has a single exon. The record is from RefSeq and is a predicted model, not a curated record. Gene Ontology annotation, molecular function: odorant binding; olfactory receptor activity; G protein-coupled receptor activity. The annotation marks the transcript as partial. NCBI's taxonomy places the organism in Eukaryota, Metazoa, Chordata, Mammalia, Eulipotyphla, Talpidae. Gene Ontology annotation, cellular component: membrane.